AUGAUUUUGUAUGAACGUAAUAAUGGACUAUCAUCAAAUCUUUCAUUUACAUUUGAUUUUGGUAAAAAUCUUUCAAAUCUUGAUUGUCAUUCAAUAGCACUUAAUGACAAUGAAAACUAUCUUUUACUUGUUGGUAAUCAUGAACUUCAAUUUAUUAAUUUUGAAACAUUUAUUACAUCGAUUGUUAAUACAAUCGGUGAUGAUAAUUCAAUUAUAAUACCAUCAUCAACUGAUAUUGAAUCAGUACCUUUAUUUGAUAUAUGUAAUAUUAAUCGACCUAUUGUUCAAUGGAAUCAUCAAGGUAUAAAUCAAUAUGCUUUAGCUAUUGAUCGUCUUGUUCGUUUCUAUAAUGUUGAUCAUGGACGUAUACAAGAACUUAAUACAAUUAUUGAUACUCAUCAUCAGGUAGAGAAAAAAAAGUAG
Messenger RNA from Rotaria sp. Silwood2, 423 nucleotides. NCBI's taxonomy places the organism in Eukaryota, Metazoa, Rotifera, Eurotatoria, Philodinida, Philodinidae. The record is from the annotation of a GenBank genome assembly.